UUUUCUUAUUUCAUUUCAUCAUUAAUAAACACUUCAAGGGCCACCCUACGCCACGAUUUCCUCUUUUCUCCCUCACCGCCGAAGUUCAUCAAUCUCCUCUUCCCGGAAAAGCCAUGGGGAAAGGUCCAGGUCUUUACUCCGACAUUGGCAAGAAAGCUAGAGAUCUUCUCUAUAAGGAUUACCAGAGCGACCAUAAAUUCACCGUCACUACUUACACUUCUGGUGGAGUUGCUAUCAGUUCUACUGGAAUUAAGAAAGGUGAGAUAUUUUUGGCAGAUGUAAGCACUCAGCUAAAGAACAACAACAUCACAACUGACGUAAAAGUUGACACCCACUCCAAUGUUCACACUACUGUUACUAUUGAUGAACCUGCUCCAGGGUUGAAGACAAUUUUUAGCUUUCGUGUUCCUGACCAGAGAUCUGGCAAGGUUGAACUCCAAUAUCAGCAUGAAUAUGCUGGAAUAAGCACUGGCAUUGGUCUGACUGCCAGCCCCAUUGUUAACUUCGCUGGUGUUAUUGGAAAUGACAAACUCUCACUUGGAACAGAUUUGUCAUUUGACACUGCCUCAGGAAACAUUACUAAAUUGAAUGCAGGCUUGAGUUACACUCACUCUGACCUUAUUGCGGCACUUACCUUGAACGACAAAGGUGAUGCUCUUACUGCAUCCUACUACCACCUGGUUAGCCCAUUGAGCAACACGGCCGUUGGUGCGGAGCUUUCACAUAGCUUUUCUAGCAAUGAAAACACUCUCACUAUAGGCACACAGCAUGCUCUAGACCCCCUGACUUCAGUGAAGGCACGGGUGAACAACUAUGGUAGGGCAAGUGCUCUAAUCCAGCACGAAUGGCGCCCGAAAUCCUUGUUCACCAUUUCUGGAGAAGUUGACACACGAGCCAUUGAUAAGAGCGCAAAGAUUGGUCUAGCCUUGGUUCUCAAGCCUUAGGGGGAAAUCUGUUCAUCCUUGGAGAUUACCGUGGAGGGUAAUAAGCUGGUUUUUUCUUCAUCUAGUGUAGACUUUUUUCUUUUUCUUUUUCUUUUUCUUCAUAUUAUCAAAAUUUCCCUUCCCCAACUGGAACAUUGAUGUUUGUUUUCAAUUGGUUGCAUCUGUUGGAGGGUGUUCGGGUUUGUGAAAAUAAUUGACUUCAACAAUCAGUUUUCUUUUGGCUGAAGUGAACUUUGCGGUGGUUUUUAAACUCAAUUGAAAUCAUUCACUUUAGUUCAGUGCAAA
Molecule: messenger RNA, 1229 nt
Organism: Cucumis sativus (cucumber)
Lineage: Eukaryota; Viridiplantae; Streptophyta; Magnoliopsida; Cucurbitales; Cucurbitaceae
Product: mitochondrial outer membrane protein porin of 36 kDa
Exons: 6
Coding region: 114-944 (276 amino acids)
Biological process (GO): monoatomic anion transmembrane transport
Cellular component (GO): mitochondrial outer membrane
Molecular function (GO): voltage-gated monoatomic anion channel activity
Source: RefSeq, a predicted model, not a curated record